AUGACGGAGCAUAAAUCAAUGACAAGUGGAUGGGGCAAAUGGGAAAACUUUACAAAUCUUAUUCUUCUUUUAAAACUAUGUAUCAAUGUUGAUUCUACUUUCAGGUCAUUGAUGCAUGAACGCGGAUUCAUUGAUCAUCUUUGUAGGCCACAUGAGCUGAAUUUCAUUGCGAGAUGCAUUUUGGCGGAGUUGGAAUUCAAUUUAUAUUCUGUUUCGUGUUAUCACAACACAACAUCAGUUCAUUGUCGUACGAGUGAUUGUGAUGUAAGCACCUUUGAUGCUCCAACAUGCAUGUAA
Messenger RNA from Clunio marinus, 297 nucleotides. Lineage: Eukaryota; Metazoa; Arthropoda; Insecta; Diptera; Chironomidae. The record is from the annotation of a GenBank genome assembly.